This is a messenger RNA of Bactrocera latifrons, 1121 nucleotides long. It is a transcript of the gene Trmt61, whose product is annotated as tRNA (adenine(58)-N(1))-methyltransferase catalytic subunit TRMT61A. The record is from RefSeq and is a predicted model, not a curated record. The coding region runs from base 94 to 1068 and encodes 324 amino acids. The transcript is spliced from 4 exons. Gene Ontology annotation, biological process: tRNA methylation. NCBI's taxonomy places the organism in Eukaryota, Metazoa, Arthropoda, Insecta, Diptera, Tephritidae. Gene Ontology annotation, cellular component: nucleus; tRNA (m1A) methyltransferase complex.
CGAAAUGUCAAAAUAUUUGUUUACAAAUUGUAGGCGGCGUGUUUUCUUUAAAUUAUUGAACUAAACAUUUAUCAACAAGUAAAACAUUACAAAAUGAGUUUCCUUAAGCCAAAAGAAGUAAUUGAAAAGGGCGAUACAGUUAUACUUUAUCUCACAGUAAAUUCGAUGCAUGCCAUUGAAGCAACACCAACAAUAGUCAACAAAAAAGGCGAAACCAUUGAAUAUAUAUUUCAAACCUCAUAUGGCGCGUUAAAGGUGCGCAAUCUCAUUGGUGUCACUUACGGCUCGCGGGUGGAACUCUCGAAAGGAUGGGCCUAUGUACUACAGCCAAAUCCAGAAUUGUGGACGCAAACGCUGCCACAUCGUACACAAAUCAUUUACACACCCGAUAUUAGUAUGAUACUCUUCCAACUCGAAGUUCGGCCAGGUUCAGUGAUAGUUGAAUCUGGUACUGGCUCAGGUUCACUGUCACAUUAUUUUUUACGUGCUAUUAAACCUUAUGGUCAUUUGCAUACAUUUGACUUCCACGAAGCGCGAGUGCAACAAGCGCGUGAAGAAUUCGAACGACAUGGUUUAGGUGAUUUUGUAACCGUUUAUCAUCGCGAUGUGUGCCAACUGGGUUUUAGCAAUGAGUUGGAAGGCAAAGCGGAUGCAGUAUUUUUGGACUUGCCGGCACCUCAGCUGGCGGUACCAUUUGCCGCUAAAACUCUUAAAACGGAGGGUGGACGUUUCUGUUCAUUCUCACCUUGUAUUGAACAGUCCCAACGUUGUUGUAUCGCUUUACAAGAACAUGGAUUCACAGAGAUUCGUUCAAUGGAAAUACUACAGCAAGAGCAUGUUGUUAAAACUAGAACAUUGCCYGUGGUAGAUUUAGAGUUCCUGAAGCACAAAAAACCGUCUUCUCAAAAAUUGGAUGAAUCAAGUACUAUUGAAUCAAAUGAAAAGGCAGAUACCGUAAAAACCCCUAAAGAAACCAAGAAAGUACUCACAUCGUUUGCGCCGCCUACGCUACCAGGCCACACAGGAUAUUUGACAUUUGCAACUCUGCCCCCAGCCUUCGUACGAUAGCAAAAGUUCUUCCAACAAUUCAAUAUUAAAACAUGUUGUAGUACAAUAAUAUA